Messenger RNA from Mobula hypostoma (lesser devil ray), 648 nucleotides. Its product is annotated as alpha-1,4-N-acetylglucosaminyltransferase-like. The coding region runs from base 1 to 648 and encodes 215 amino acids. The record is from RefSeq and is a predicted model, not a curated record. NCBI's taxonomy places the organism in Eukaryota, Metazoa, Chordata, Chondrichthyes, Myliobatiformes, Myliobatidae. The transcript has 2 exons. Gene Ontology annotation, molecular function: acetylglucosaminyltransferase activity. Gene Ontology annotation, biological process: protein O-linked glycosylation.
AUGAUUGAUAAUGAACAAAACUCUUCCUUGUCAUUUAUUCUACAGGUAAAUCCAAAAAAGGAGAAAUAUUGGACUCAUAUACUUGCUGAUGGAUGCAGGUUAGCGUUGAUCUGGAAAUAUGGAGGCAUUUACCUGGAUACUGACAUUAUAUCACUGAGGUUUAUGCCAUUUCAUAACUUUACCUGUCCACAAAGCCCAGAUCUUUUCAGUAAUGAAGCAAUCAGUUUCCAUUACAAGCACCAUAGCUUUUUGUGGAAUUGCAUGGAAGAUUUUGCGGCCCAUUACAGUGUAGGUAUUUGGGGUCACCAAGGUCCUCAACUGAUUUUACGUGUGGUGAAGAGAUGGUGCAAUACUAGUAAACUAGCCACCUUCAUUGGCAAUCAAUGCAAUGGCAUCUCUAUACGGAUCACAAACCGUUUCUAUCCAGUCCCAUAUCCAGCAUGGGAGAGGUACUAUGCACCCUGGAAUAAAGAGCAUAUAGAACAAGCCUUUUCAGAUACGUAUGGAGCACUUGUCUGUAACUUUAUGAAUAACGACAAGAAAAGAAAAGUUGUUGCUGGAAGUGGAUUAUUAAUGGAACAUCUUUUCCAGUUGCAUUGUCCAACUACAUACAAAAAUUUAAUUCAAUCCAGCAAUAGUACAGCAUGA